AUGGCUUUUACGGCGACCCCGAUUUCCCUGCACCAGGAAGCGGAAACGUUCGGUUUUUCCAGAGUGGUGGUCCCGUUCACGCGCAAGAAUCGCUCCACAAGGGCGAGGGGGGGGGGAAGAGCUGGCAAAGCUACAGUGGCUGCGGGGGUGUCGGAAGCAGGGAAUGACGGCCGACGCGGCGCGAUCGAAGUGAUUGAGUGCAGGAACCUCAAGGAUGCUGUGGCAGCGGGGCUCUCAGCGGUCCCCAAGAAACGGGGCAGGGGCAGCCCCCGGUCAGGGGGAAAGGGUAGGGGCCGCUUUUAUCCCUCAUCGUCCUCAUCAUCUUCAGAGCCGGAGUACGGCUGGCAGAGCAAUAAGAAGAGGCAGGCGAUGGAAGACGAGGGCGGUGGUGGUGGUAGGGGGGGGGGAACGCGAGAGUCCGGGCUUGGUAGUACAAGCGAGGGCGAUGUUGUUGAUAUGGAGGGGUUCGAGGGAGGGUGGCGGGAUAGUAUGAGGGACCCUGGGGGGUAUUGGAGUAGUGCGGAGGAGGAAGAGUUUGAUGAGUGGGCGGAUGGCGAAGAUGGCGAGCGACGAUAGGAUCGGUUUGGUUCAGACUGCUUGUUUUUUGUUGAGCGUGGCCGUGUGCGAGUGUGGUUGAGACACUUCAUUCGUUUUCGAAACGGGUUCUCAUGCGCGUGGUGAUUCACUUUUCGUUGAAACCUGGCCGCAAUAUGAGCGCCAGCGGAAGGUCAAGAUCGGAUCUCGAUUUCCGAAAUAUGCAAUACCAACGAGAUAAAUUCUGUCCACGUGAAAAUGACCAGGUUGAAAUCC
This is a messenger RNA of Ectocarpus sp. CCAP 1310/34, 810 nucleotides long. NCBI's taxonomy places the organism in Eukaryota, Phaeophyceae, Ectocarpales, Ectocarpaceae. The record is from the annotation of a GenBank genome assembly.